This is a messenger RNA of Centropristis striata (black sea bass), 5292 nucleotides long. RefSeq lists its product as uncharacterized. The record is from RefSeq and is a predicted model, not a curated record. The transcript is spliced from 13 exons. Gene Ontology annotation, molecular function: protein binding; ATP hydrolysis activity. The coding region runs from base 1 to 4857 and encodes 1618 amino acids. NCBI's taxonomy places the organism in Eukaryota, Metazoa, Chordata, Actinopteri, Perciformes, Serranidae.
AUGGCAAACAGAAAUCUGUUUAAAGAAAACAACAUGCCUGAUCUGCCCUACAUGACACUUGUAUUAGACACACAAGGAAGUGUUUCUCCAUCUAAAACCAAGAAAUUGAAGUGCAAGAAAAGCAAGCUGAGUCGCCGCAAAAAGCUAAAGAAAUACAUCCCAGAGGUCAAAGCAGAAACUUCCCCCAGUGAUCUGCUGAAAAGAGAUGGAAACAUACUCUUGGGUGGUAAGCCUGGAAUCGGAAAAACAGCACUUGCUCAUGAAAUGUUAAAACUCUGGGCAGAAAGAGAGAACAAGGAGCUUGAUUACAUGUUUUACUUCGACAUGAGAGAAACAGCCCACAUCAGAGAUGACUCGAGCUUGGAGGAUCUUCUCUUCAGUGUGUUCAGUGAACCAGAUGAAAGCAAAGAAGAAGUCUUGCAGGACAUAAAGAGUAACUCUGACAAUGUUACACUCAUUUUUGAUGGAAUCACAGAUCUGUCUUCAUCAGUGGUGAAGAGACUUGUUGAUAAGGACCUGCUACCUGAUGCCAAGAUCAUCGUGACAUGUAGACCAGAUGAUGAAGACGAGUUCUCUUCUGAGGACUUUCUCAGAGUGGAAGUAAAAGGCUUCAGUGAGCAGACCAUAAAAACAUACCUCUCUGCAAUGCUCGGAGAAGAACAGGAGAAGGUUUUGAGGAACGUGGAGUUGUUAACUCUUUGUCACGUCCCAAUGUAUGCACUGAUGGUGGCUGCCUGCUUUUCAUACGAGACACCAGAAGACUCUCCACAGCCAUGUACCAUGACUGAGAUCUACAUCAGCAUUGUUCGUCAUUGCCUCCAAAUAAACAGCAACAACACAAAAAACAAACAUCUCAAUUCCUUCAUCAAAACAAAGAGGAAGGCAUUACUGUCUUUGGCUGAGGUUGCUUUUCAUGCAACUGAAGGUAAAAGUGUGAACCUGACAGAAUGUCCCUGUGAAGACAGCUGUGUCCUUUCCUUCCUGAAACCACUUUUUAUCAAAGUUGGCCCGACUGAGACGAUAACCACAUACGCGUUCCUCCACUACACUAUGCAGGAGUUUUUUGCAGCAGUGUGGCUCGUGAAGAAUCCAGAUAAGAUCAAGGAUGUUUUUCAGCAGUGCCUCACUGAGGAGAAGAAACACAUGAAACAUCUGAUCCCUUUCAUGUGUCGACUGUUGAAUGAGAAGAGCCCUAGCUUGAUGAAGUGUCUGAUUCCAGCCGAGGAGCUCAAGAAUACUUCCAACUGGUUCUUUGAGGAGAUGAUAAGCACACUUUCCCCUCAUCUGUGUGAGAAAGAUGACGCUGAUCCUGAGGACAGUGAGCUUGAUGUGGACAUUCUGUUCCUAUGCCAGUGCUUGUAUGAGUCCCAGUGUCCUGAAGCAUGCCUCGACCUUCUGCACAAACUGGACUACCAUCUGGAUCUCAGUGGAGAGAGUCUCGACCCUUACCCUUGCUGUGCUGUGGCUUAUGUGGUCACUCAGUUAAAGGAGAGGAAAAUACAUCUGAACCUUGAAGACGUAAUGGUAUCAGAACAAGGAAUGAGACGACUAUUUGGAUGCCUUAAAAAUGCCCAAUGGAGUGGCCCUCUGCCACGGCAGCUGUGGGAGAUCUUCCUUCUCAAUGAAGGCCAGAUGAGACACCUCAGCUUACCUGGCCUUGAUGAAAAUGAGUUGCACCUUCCAGUUGAGGGUAAAAGACAUCUGUUUGAAAGAGCAGCAACAUUCAUGCAGAAGAGAACGACAAAGGUUAAUGUCUGCCUCCACUGGGAAAGGGAAACUCCAGUCUGCCAGAGUCUGUGCUGGUUCUUCUUUGAGGCUUUGCCACACAUCCGCUCACUCAGUUUUGUGCCUCAGUCAUCAGAACCUUCAGAAGAAAUCAAGUUCUUUGGGAAUCUGUUUUGUGCAGCAGCAGAGAGAGAACAGCAGACAGGAGAGAAGAUACUGCAGCUGUUAUCAUCACUGUGCACAUACAAAAGAGAACCUCUAAAAGAUGUCAGGUGUGAUUUCCUGCUGGAUCUGUUCUCUCACCUGAAGGACUAUGAGACUAAAACAGGCCUGAGUGUCCUUCCAUCAUUACAGUCAGUUUUCCAGUCAGCUCCUGCAGUCUGGACCAUAAACCUCUCAGAGAGAAAGACCUCCAUCCUCCUGGAAGUGCUGAAACUCCAACCAGAGAAGAAACAAGUGAAGCUGAGAGGCUUCUCAGAUGAAGAGAGUGAAGUGAGGAGUUUCCUACAGUGUCUGCCUUAUAUCUCACAGCUCAGAUGCUCAGAUGAAGUAAAGUUCUUUGGGAAUCUGUUCUGUGCAGCAGCAGAGAGAGAACAGCAGACAGGAGAGAAGAUACUGGAGCUGUUAUCAUCACUGUGCAGAUAUGAAACAUUCCCUUUUCAUCACCUGGAUGAUGAUGAUGAUGAAUAUUAUCAGAGUGAUUUCCUGCUGGAUCUGUUCUCCUACCUGAAGGACUAUGAGACUAAAACAGGCCUGAGUGUCCUUCCAUCAUUACAGUCAGUUUUCCAGUCAGCUCCUGCAGUCUGGACCAUAAACCUCUCAGAGAGAAAGACCUCCAUCCUCCUGGAAGUGCUGAAACUCCAACCAGAGAAGAAACAAGUGGAGCUGAGAGGCUUCUCAGAUGAAGAGAGUGAAGUGAGGAGUUUCCUACAGUGUCUGCCUUAUAUCUCACAGCUCAGUUUUGUGCCUCAGUCAUCAGAACCUUCAGAAGAAAUCAAGUUCUUUGGGAAUCUGUUUUGUGCAGCAGCAGAGAGAGAACAGCAGACAGGAGAGAAGAUACUGGAGCUGUUAUCAUCACUGUGCAGAUAUAAAAGAAAACCUCUAAAAGAUGUCAGGUGUGAUUUCCUGCUGGAUCUGUUCUCCCACCUGAAGGACUAUGAGACUAAAACAGGCCUGAGUGUCCUUCCAUCAUUACAGUCAGUUUUCCAGUCAGCUCCUGCAGUCUGGACCAUAAACCUCUCAGAGAGAAAGACCUCCAUCCUCCUGGAAGUGCUGAAACUCCAACCAGAGAAGAAACAAGUGAAGCUGAGAGGCUUCUCAGGUGAAGAGAGUGAAGUGAGGAGUUUCCUACAGUGUCUGCCUUAUAUCUCACAGCUCAGCUGUGAUCCAAAGUUCUUCCAGAGUGUCUGCUCAUGCAUCUCUGUCAGAUCCAGAGAAGAGGCUGAGCAGUUGGUCUCUCUGCUGCAGCUGCUGGGGUUCACCCUGCUGUUAACAGGAGGGUUAAGCACCACAUGCUGCCGGUCGGUGGGGACAGUUCUCGGACUCUGUGGCUCUGAUGUGGAUCUCAUCCUCAAACCAGGACAGAUGUCUGUCGGAGAAGCCUCCCUCCUCUUUAGUUCUACAGUACAACUGCACAGUCUGACGCUUUCCCAUGACAACGCCUUGCUACUGUGUGGAUGGGUAAAAAAAGGGAGAGUGGCCUGUUCAGUGACUAUUGAAGAGCUUUCUCUCUCCCCUCAGACAGCCCGUCCAUCUGAGAAAGUGUCGUUGAAGGUUGUCAGUGGUUUGGCGUCCCUGCUGAGCUACUGGAAAAUCAGACGGUUAAACCUGACUGAGUUCUGUGUUCCUGCUCUGAGUCUCAUUCCACUGCUGCUUCAUGAUGGCUCUCUAACAAUCAGACUGAGUGAGGACACUGUCCAGCAGUUCCUCUUCCUCCUCCAUGAAAACCAGGACGGGGACUUGACUCGGUCCUUCUUGAUCAAGGUUGGUGGAGACCUGAGCUCCUGCUGUCUGAACUGGGAGCUUCUUCACUUUCUGCUGCAGCAGUCGUCAGCUCAGACCAUCACUGUGAACCUGAAGAAGAACAGCUUCUUAGAGGAGAGCAUCACACGUCUGCUUCCCUUCCUGGACAGGGUUGUGUUAAAAAGGCUCAGUCCCAGCUUUGUGUUGACUGUCGUCAGAGAGAUCUAUCAUGCUGGUGCCAGUCCCAGUAUACCCAGUUUACUGAGGUCACUGAAUCAUGUGAUCAGCCUGACCUGCAGAGAGAUGGACUCUGUGGACUGUGCUGCUCUGAUCUUCACCCUCAGACACAGUGACAAAGUUAAACUGAACCUCAUUUGGACGUCCAUACCAGCAGGGGAAGUAAAGUCCAUCAUCUUGAUGCUGGACAAAGUUUCUCAACUGAGUGUUGACAGGAAGCUGCUGCUGAGGUUGGUCCACUGUUGUGCUUCCUCUGACGUCCAGCAGGAGGCAGCGGUCGUCCUGCUCAGGUCUCUGCAGCACACACUGGAUCUGUCCUGCUCCUCCUGUGUGGAGCUGUUAGACCAGGAUCAGAGUGACACUCUCAGUCUGACUGCUGAUGACUGCAGGGCCGUCUCCACCAUCCUGAGACACAGCAGCAGCCGGGACACACAGCUCAUCCUGCAGGACUGUGAGGUGGAGGACAGUGGACUGGACCUGCUGUUUUCUGUCCUAGACAGAGUCUGCCUCAGAGCCAGUAAAGCUGUCCUCCUCCAGCUGGUGUCUCUGGUCCCUGUGAACAGUGAGAGGGACUCGGUGAGACGGGCAGAGUCCCUCUGUAGAGCUCUGAAUGCAGAGCUGGACCUCAGUCACAGCUCCCUGGAUCAGAGGACCUGUGAAGCCUUGGCCCUGAUGCUGGACUUCUGUGCAGAGCUGACAGAGCUGGACCUCAGUCACUGUCAGCUCACAGACCAGCAGCUGCUCUCACUCUGCUCACAGCUGCACAAAGUACAAGUCCUGGAUCUGAGUCACAACAACAUCACUGAUGCUUUGACUGACACGUUACUCCAACUGGUCUCCAUCAACCCCGGCAUUCAAACUGUGCGACUCUUCAGAAACAACAUUGUGGACAGAAGCUCCUUUCAGAAAGACAAGCGGUUUGAAAUCUGGUGAACCAGUCGUCAGUGGGAUGCUAUUAACUGUUUCAAGUCUAAUGAUCUUUGGAAGAAAGUAUUACCUGUGGUACCUUGAUUUUUUUUUAUUCAGGCAAAACAAAUAGAAGCCAACACUGUUACCUCAGUGACAACUGUGUUUUUUAAUAUUGUGAUAAUGAUUUUCUGGGAUGAAUGUUUAGCUAUAAUUAACAAGGCAAAAAAAAGCAUGUUCAAUAAAUUGAGAUGACAGAAAACUAUCUCAAGAGAAUAAUCUAAAAAGUGUAAAUAUGAGUAUAUUUUUUAUUUGACAUGUUAAAUGGAGAUAAUAUUCAUUUCCUCUGUCCGUUCUCAUUUUCUCAUUAAAAUACCUCUUUUACUGUAAACUGCAGUAAUCAGCGUUUUCUUGACUUUUAGUUUCACAGAAUAAAAUCUGAGUCAACCAGUUACCAGCUGA